GCCCAACUGUUUCCAUGACAAAUCAACACGCACGCGAGCAAUGUCGGCGUCGGAAAUGGGGUCAGAAAUGGGUCAAUAGCUUCCAGUCAAGUUAUAUAUAACUACAGCUAUUUAAACCAUACCAACACGUAUUUCAGAUUGAAACCUCGCUUGCCAAAGGAUCCCGGAGACCAGCAAGUAAAGAAGAGUAAGUAUACGUAUGCGUUAACAAACAUUGCACAACGUCUUCUUCCACGUCAGAUUUAAGUUAGGAUUUGACAUUUCUACAGUAAACAUUUCAGUGUUCUCAGUUAUUAUUUAGUGUUAUCAGUCAUUACUUUUCCAUGAAGCGGUUGAGAGCUUCAUAUAUACAUAACUUCGUAAUUAUUACGAGGUGUUCGCUCGCUUGUUGGUUUACCAUUCAACAAGUGAGAAGAAGCUGAAAACGAACGCAAAAACUUAUGCGGCCCUAGAAACUGUUCUUUAUUUCUCCAGUGCUCCGUCAUGCACGAUCGACAGUCACGCGCGAACAGUCAGUAAAGCGCCACUUUUUACGAUACACACAACAAUGUCACACCCAAAAAAGAAAUAAUCUUUAAAAUUGCUAAGAGGUGUUAAAAUUUCAACGAAGUAAUGGGAGAUAAGGAGGAGCGGUUCGUAAAAUGGAAUCAUCUUUUAGAAUGAGAAAUGUCGGAUUUUCUGUGUUUUUAACUUGUACUUUACCGCGCUUUAUUAGAAAUGCGAUACUACUGGACAGAUGAAAGAUAUCAGAUUACCUACGGUAUAAGCGUGCAAAGUGAGAAGACUAUGUGAAGGCUUAAAAUUAUAUUACGAUCGAUUUUUAUCAAGAAAUGGGCCAGGAAUAUUCCAAAAUAAUGCAAAUAAUCGUGAAGGCUGAUCGCGGAAAAGCGAUUGCGUGACGCUCGGUAAGUUGUAAGAUGACAUAUUAUCACGAACUAGACGAAAACACUCUACAGAUUCUCAGUCUGCAUUUUGUACCCACUCUGUAGUCUACAUUUUGUACCUAGUCUACAUUUUGUAUCCGGUCUGCGUUUUGUACUAACAGGUAUCCGUGGCACCAAUACACUUUAUUUUUGGUUACAGCUAUUCGCACAACACACACAAUCUACCACGAAAUACCUGUGUGCGAGUUAAUUAGACAUUUUCGUUCUUUUCCGCGUUAAUACUCUUCUUUCCUUUUGUUAGAAUGUAGGCAUCACUCACAAUGUUUCAAGUAAUCCACCCACCCCCCCAAAAAGUAACUCUUGCAUGCAUGGCAUGCUUAUGUUUAGCUGUUGUGAUCAAUCUCACGAUAGAACACGCAUUAAGUGUUUGAGAUUUAAGACAAUUGAAAUCACAGGUUACCUAAUCGAUAUCGACUAAUAGCUAUUAGUUAAUUAAUAUCGCUUGGUAUUAGCAACUCGAUUUGACAGUUACAGGAACUAAAUCCAUUGCUGGCAGAUGUACAACAUAACGCUACUAAAGAAGAGUGCAAUGCUAUCCUCACCCAAAGGUCCAGCAAAGAUGAAAACAUGAGUAAAUUGAGAGUUUAAAACCUUUUUCAAACUCUUCCCUUUACAGAAAUUACGAGAUGCCUAAGAACUCACACGAUAAGAUGAUAAGAAUCCAUGUGACUCAUGGCGAAAUCAAGCGGAUUAUUUCCUUUCAGAAAGGAGGAGAAGUUUAUAAAUUGCGCCCUCAUUUCCUCCAAACCUUCUCUGAUGUGUUAUCGGAUGAUAUUGCUCCUGAGCAUGUCACUUUUCAAGAGUAUCUUGGGGACUUUCAAGACUUUGUGGAACUUCGUUUAGAAGCAACGCUCGACAAUGACAUCAAAAUCCGAGCCGUAACAUUAAAAUCGCUAAAACAGGUACUUUCUGUCUACAAAUGCGGUGUGCAAAAAAAGCAUAUCACAAUAAUAAUAAUAUAAAGAAACAAGUAAACUAUGUGAUUAUGUCAAAAUAGGCAUGAACGGUAAAAAAACCCUCCAUGUCCAAUCAGACCGUCAAUUUCCUCAUGAAUGAGUGCGAACCUGUUAUUAUUUAUCCAUAUGAAACACAUUCAGCUCAUUCACUGAUAAAUAUAAUACACAAGGAUUAGUGAAAUGCGUUCGAUCUACAUUAGGAAUAAUUUCCAGUUUUGAUCCAGUAAUUUCGGAUUCUCAUCUCUCUCUGGGUUUAUCUCGUGUAUUAUCUCUCAAUCAGUAAAUAAUGCGUGAAGAUAGUGUGAUACAGACAGAACGUCACUAAAAGGUCUUUCAUUUCCUUGGAUAAAAUAGAGACGGUUACAGAUGGCAAAUGAUUGGCAUACUAUUGAUGUUUGUUGUACGUUGGCUUCACAUAUUUAUCUGAGCAGUUAAGCUUUAAAAGUACCUUAAUAAUCGGUCAGUAGGUCAUUUUUUCGUAUCUUUAAGCAUUAAUUAAAAUAUUUUGCCACAUUCCUCCCUAGGCUGCACAAAUAUCUUCCGCUGAGAUUCAACAAGACAUGGAACUCCAACGGUGGCCCCGAUUGUGGCCCCAUUGUCUCGUUGUGUAUCCAUGGCUUCCAAUACAAAAUUUAGGGCCGGGUUCGCCGAUGUUUCCAAGGCUUCAUCCAAUCAAAAUAAAUACUAUAUACCAACUUUGGAGCCCAGUCAGCAAGAUAAACGAUGGUUGCAUUGAACGUGAUUCGCACAAUAAUAUAGUAAAUUGUAAAGGGAAUUUCAACGAUGGAAUUAACAGUAAGUUUGACGUUAAGCAGGAAAAAAGAAAUAACUUGGAAAUCAUCAUCAUCAUCAUCACCAUUAACAUCGUCGUCGUCAUCGUCUCCGUUCUCGUCGUCACUUUAAUUGCCCUAUCUAGAUCAUUCUCAUUAUAAUAAUUAUCAUUAACAUUAUUACAUCAUUUCUAUUUUUGCUGUCAUCUUCAUUACUAUAGUCUGUCAUUGCUCGGCCUGUUUAACUUAAUUCUCCUCUGACUUAACACAUGUACAUGCUCAAGUAAUCCAUUGAACCCUGUCCAUGUCUACAAACAGUUGGUCAUUACAAUUGUUUUUUUCUUCACUUACUUUAGCUGUUAUGAAAGCUAUUGAUGAAACAAGCAAUUUGACCUUCUACGUGGCGCUUCAGUUUAAAGAUAGUUCAAAUGGUAAGGAUUAUGCACUGACUGGAAAUGCAGAAGGAGAGGAUAUUACCUCCACAGUAAGUAACAGCUUUAAGUUUAACUCUUUACGGUAGCCAAUUCACAUUAUCAACUCAGUUGAUAAAUCCAAAUUAUCUUGUAAUACUCCCACCCCAUCGACGAACAACACAGUUGUUUAGCAACUUACGUCCUUGAUUCUAAAGAUAGACUGACCGACCAACCGACUGACUGACUAACUGAAUGACCAACCGACUGAAUGACCCACUGACUGACUGACUGACCAACCAACCAACCGACUGACUGACUAACAGAAUGACGGACUGACUGAAUGACCGACUGGCUGACUGACUGACUGACUGAUUGACUGACUAACUAACUGACUGACCGACUGACUGACUGACUGACUGACUGACUGACCGACUGACUGAAUGACUUACUAACUGAAUAACUGAGUGACCAACCGACCGACCGACUGACCAACUGACUGACUUACUGAUUGACUGAAUGACUGAUCGACUAACUGAAUGACCGAUUGACUGACUGAGUGACUGACCAACUGACUGACUGACUGACUGGCUGAUCGACUGACUGACUGUCUGACUGAGAUUGUGCUGCGAUCUCAUCAAUGAAAGUUGGUCUGUUGUAAUUAUUUCAUCUUAAUGUUUGGACCCAGCUUAACUCUACGUUACUAACAUCCGUGUCACAACCACACAUGUUUUGACAUCGAUAGAUGCUUAAAGGCACGGGUUCGUAUUCCGCCGGGCCUUGAUUUUCCUAUUUGUAACAACCAAGUUUUAUAUUGAAACUAAUAACUUAUUUUCAAAUAAUUUACAAGGAAAAUGGUUCCGCUUUAAGUUUUGAUUACUUUUUCUGUCAUCUCAGUAAGAGUCUAACUAUAAAAAAAGGGAAUAAGGUUGGAUUUGCUAGUUUUCUACCUUAACAGGAGGUACAAAAUGGAGUGUCACUCGACGAUAAACGUAUCUUUGAGCCACUUUACUACUGGAGUUACACCAUGUUCCAAAACAAGAAAGAUAAGAGCCUAUACCUGGGUUGCGAUCACACUGGAAAAGCAACAUUGGUGAAAAAUGCUGACCUCGACUAUCCCAACCCUCAAGCUCUGUUUAUUUUAAAAAGAGUUGUUCAAGUUCAGUAACUCCCUUGUGAAUAAAACUGGCUUCUGAGCCCAAUAAAGAUCACGACUUUUCCCCACUUUGCCAUUUUAACAUAAUCUUUAGAGGCAUAUGUUAGCUCUGUUUUGUAACAGACUCAUCAGAUUCGAUGGAAUAAAGAGUUAAUUCGACGUUUUCAAGCCUCCGAGAUAGGCGUUCAUUUCCCUCCGUUUGUAAGGUAGAAUAAGGUAGAAUACAAGCAUGACGCAGCUUUAAAUAAAAGAAAUGUAAAUGAAAACUUUCCAACACUUGAAUUCAAUUUCUACUUCAAAUAACAACAGAAAGAAAAGAGAAAGGGGAGGGGGAUACAGGAAAAGAAAAGGGCGAUAUAAAACUACGCAAG
This is a messenger RNA of Pocillopora meandrina, 4607 nucleotides long. The record is from the annotation of a GenBank genome assembly. Lineage: Eukaryota; Metazoa; Cnidaria; Anthozoa; Scleractinia; Pocilloporidae.